CGCCCUCCGGCAGCGCCCCGCCCCGCCCCGCUUUGGGACACGUCGCAGCGACCGAAGCUUCAGCAGCGCCUUCCCACCGCGGGAGCAGCAGCAGGGCAUUUAUUGCUAUCUUCUUCUUCUUCUUCAGGUGAUUCCCAGACAGCUUUGGCUAUGAAAAUCUAAAAUGGACCCUGAAGAACAGGAGUUGCUUGCUGACUAUAGAUACAGAAAUUAUUCCUCUGCAAUUGAUAAAGCUUUGAGGAACUUUGAAUCUUCAAGUGAAUGGGCAGAUCUUAUAUCUUCUCUUGGAAAACUCAAUAAGGCUCUUCAAAGUAAUUUGAAGUACUCUCUCUUACCAAGGCGUCUUAUUAUCAGCAAGAGGUUGUCUCAGUGCUUACAUCCGGCUUUGCCUAGCGGGGUGCAUUUAAAGGCACUAGAGACGUAUGAAAUAAUAUUUAAAAUUAUUGGGACCAAAUGGCUUGCAAAAGACUUGUUUCUGUACAGCUCAGGCUUGUUUCCUUUGCUGGCAAAUGCAUCAAUGUCGGUGAGGCCUGUACUCCUUGGUCUGUAUGAGAAAUACUUUCUUCCCUUGCAGAAGUCUCUCCUACCAAGUCUUCAAGCCUUCAUAACUGGGCUUCUUCCUGGAUUAGAGGAAGGGUCAGAAAUCUAUGACAGAACAGAUGCUUUGCUUGUGAAGUUGUCUCUAUUAAUUGGUAAAGAAGUGCUAUAUUCAGCACUGUGGGGAAGCGUGCUAGCUAGCCCUUAUGUUAGACUACCUGCAUCGCUCUUUGUUGUUAGCCAUAUCAACAGAGAACUAUCUGGAAAACAACAGAACUAUAUGCUGGGGACUGAUGCUAAGCUUACGGUCAAAGCUUUUUGUGUGUCAAUGCUGGAUUCCAAUGUCCUUGUUCAAAGAAACACUUUGGAAGUGGUUCUCUUCUUCUUCCCAUUUUACUCCUCUCUGGAUCCCAAUGAAAGUGCUAUACCGCUUUCAAGGUCUGAUGUAGUUCACCUUCUCUCAGCGGCUGCCCAGACUCUCUUAAGAAGAGAUAUGUCAUUAAACAGAAGGUUAUAUGCAUGGUUACUAGGUUCUGAUAUUAAAGGAGGCACCUUUGCACCAGAUUCAUCAAUGUCUUUGGAGGACCCUUCCCUCUAUUUCUUUGGAAAAUAUUCCAGGGAUCUUUUAGUUGAGGGAUUGAUUGAAAUACUACAUCAGAAAUUUGCGGAGUCAGACUUGGAAGAACAGCAUCAUGCAUAUUUGAAACCGUUCCGCAUUCUCAUAAGCCUCCUUGACAAACCUGAAAUAGGGCCUCCAGUUGUUGGAGACUUGUUUCUUGAAGUAAUCAGGGCAUUUUAUUCCUAUUGCAAGGAUACCAUGGGUUCAGAUCUUAAACUUAGCUACAGUCAAAGUGGCAAUGUCCUUACCAGCGCAAUAAAAGAAAACAAGAAUGCAUCUGAGAUUGUUAAAACAGUUAAUCUUUUGAUCACAUCGUUAAGCACUGACUUUCUUUGGGAUUACAUGACCAGAUGUUUUGAAGACUGCUUCAGCGGCAGAAAUAAAUCGUUGCAGACACCACCACUGGCUAAGAACACUGGCACUCUUGCAACAGUUUCAGAACUCUGCACACUUCUGGUAUUUCUUCUAGAUGUGAUACCAUUGGAACUUUAUUCAGAAGUACAGACUCUUUAUCUGCCCCAGAUGCUCAGCUAUAUGGUGCAAUCUCUUCUUGAAAACAUGGAAACCAUAGGUUUACCAGAGCUCACUCAUGCCUUGAGGACAUGCUUCAAAGUUCUUAGCAAAGUGCAGAUGCCCCCUUCCUACCUAGGUACUGAAACGGGCAGCUCAGACACUAGUCCUGUGAAGGAAGAGAACUGUGAAAUGAUCUCAGAAGUUAAGGUGCUUCAAAACGAAGAUGACAUUCCUUUUCCUCCCCUCAAAUCUGAAGACAGUGGUAUAGGUCUCAGUGCUUCAUCUCCAGAGCUGUCAAAGCACUUGAGAAUGCCAAAGGUGACCCCUGAGAGAGAUGACGUCUGGAAAAAGGGUGGAAGCAUGCAGAAGGCCUUGCACUCCAUCCAGGAGCUAGUUGCAAAGUUUGCAAGUAAAUACGUAUUUGGUGUUCAUUUACAAGAUCCCAGUAAUGGCAGUGUUUCAGCAGUGCUUGCAAGCAGAGGGGAGAAAAAAGGAAACAAUUAUCGAGCUACUGGAAAUGCUGGCAAGAAAAGGAGCUCAUGGGACUCAAAGCAAAUUACUGUCCCUCAGUUUAAGCAGAUGCUGUCAGACUUAUUCACAGUUCGAGGAUCACCAUUUAAACAGAAAGGUCUGGAGCCUCAGUCUCAUUCGGAUGACCAUGGUAGUUACAAGGGGAAAGAGGAGGAAGAAUGGGACAUUGACCAAGUCAUGCUUGACUUGGGAGAUACAAGAGAAGACUGCAGAGAGGCCUUUGCUGCUGUGUGCUACCUCUUGUUGGAUUGUACAACAUUUCCUGUCUAUCUUUCGGAGGAAGAAACUGACCAGUUUUACCUGACUCUCUUUCAAGUGCCUGGAGGCUGCGAUUCCAGUUUCCCACUAUGGCUGAAAUCACUGAUGACAAUAUGUUGCUGUGUAAAUGACUGCUACAUUCAGAAUGUGUCCAUCUCUGUACUGCUAGAAGUAAUCAACCAUUCUCAGUCAUUGGCACUGGUGAUUGAAGACAGAAUAAAGCGGUACAAGAUUCCUGGGCAAAAUCCCUUCUUUGGAAGACUGCAGAUGAUCACAGUACCACCUAUUGCUCCUGGAGUUCUAAAGCUAAUUGCAGAAAAAACUGAUUUCUAUCAGAGAGUUGCUCAAGUACUUUGGAAUCAGCUAAACAAAGAAACAAGAGAGCAUCACAACACUUGUGUAGAGCUGUUCUACCGUCUGCAUUGUCUAGCCCCAUCAGCUAAUAUUUGUGAAGACAUUAUCUGCCAUGCAUUACUGGACCAUGAUAAAGGUACAAGGCUGGAGGCACUCUUCCGAUUCUCUGUCAUGUGGCAUUUGACUAGAGAAAUCCAAGGCAGCAGAGUCACUUCCCACAAUCGAUCUUUUGAUAGGUCCCUGUUUGUUGUAUUAGACAGUCUUAAUUGUUCGGAUGGGGCAAUUAGUGCUGCAGCACAAGGUUGGUUAAUACGAGCACUCUCACUCAAUGAUGUUGCACGAAUUCUGGAACCGGUUCUACUACUUCUGCUUCAUCCAAAGACACAGCGCACCUCUGUUCACUGUAUCAAACAGAAAAACUCUGCAGAAGAUGUGCAUCACUGGUAUAAAAAGAAAAGAGCUUCCUUCCAGGAGUCCUUGAGAACGUAUGAACUACAUGAAAGUAGUUCUGAAGAAAGUUUGCCCCUGAGUCAGUUUACAACUGUGGACAGGGAAGCUAUUUGGGCUGAAGUCGAAAAAGACCCAGAGAAAUGUCUGCAAAAAAAUGAACUAUCUGUCAAUGAGCCUCUUUGGUGUGCAGAGUCACCCCAACUGAUGGGUGAUGAGGAUAAUAGUGAACACACAGAGUCUGCUGAUACCAGCACAGGACCUGUUGACAGUGACAAUACUUCAUCCUUCUCUCCUUCUCUGGACCAGCAAGAUAUGAGCAAUGAGGAGAACUGCAGUGCCUCAACAGAGGGCAAAGAAAGCAUGAAGCAUGUUGGAUCUUCUAAUGUUUAUCCUCCUGAUAGUUCCAGAUCAAGUACUAUGCUAAACUUGGUACGUGCAGAUUCUGAGAAAACUCAGGCAUCGGAUUCUCUCUCCAGUGAUGAGGAGGCAGAUUUGGAACUUCAAGCGCUUACCACAUCUAGGUUGCUAAAGCAACAGAAGGAAAGACGGGAGAUAGUCGAGGCUCUGUUCAAACAUGUUCUUUUGUAUUUGCAGCCAUAUGAUUCCAAAAGGGUCCUAUAUGCUUUUUCUGUACUUGAGGCAGUGCUCAAAACAAACCCUAGAGAGUUUAUUGAAGCUGUAGCCACUACUAGCAUGGAUACUAGCUCCACAGCUCAUCUGAAUCUUAUCUACAAUCUUCUAGCCCGCCAUCAGGAAGCUCUUGUGGGACAGAGCUUCUAUGGAAAACUUCAAACUCAGUCACCAACUGUAUGUCCCCAUUCGUUACUAAUAGAACUGCUGACUUACCUCUGUCUGAGUUUCCUGCGGUCUUAUUAUCCCUGUUACCUAAAAGUGGCCCACAAAGAUGUGCUUGGAAAUAGGGAUGUCCAAGUCAAAAGUGUUGAAGUCUUGAUCAGAAUGAUGACACAGCUGGCUACAAUGGCCAAAUCAACAGAAAGCAAGAAUACAGAGUUUAUACGCAACCUGCUUGAAAGAUGCAAAAUUCAAGAGUUUGUCCUUCUUUCUCUGUCUGCUUCUAUGUAUGUAACUCACAAGCACUAUGACCAUAUGAUGGCUGAUAAGACAAAUGGCUUAAGUGAAGACUCUGUCCUUGAAGAGAGCCUCAUCAGUUUUGGUCACAAUCAAAUCUGGAGUGAACACCCUUUACAGAUUGAACUGCUUAAACUUCUGCAAGUGCUUAUAGUCUUGGAGCAUCACCUUGGACAGACUCAGGAGGAACUGGAGAACCAGCUAGGCCUAUCUAAGGAAUGGCAAAGGGCCCUUAACUUUCAGGAGGCGAUUAGUGCUAUGCAGUAUGUGCACCCACACCCUAUAACUUCUCAAGGAUUAUUUGUGUCUGCUGUAGUACGAGGCCUGCAGCCUGAGUAUGGGUAUGGCAUGCAUCCAGCUUGGGUGGGCUUGGUUGCAUAUUCCUUGCCCUACUUUGGGAAAUCUUUAGGCUGGACUGUGGCACCAUUUAUUGUACAGAUAUGCAAGAACCUGGAUGAACUUGUCAAACAAUAUGAACACGAAACUCUGAAGAUGUCAUCGAAGGGAUCUGUGAGCAUCAAUUCUAAGAGGGAGAAUAUUACACCAGAUUACCCUCUAACUCUUUUGGAAGGACUAACUACUAUUGGCCAUUUUUGUCUCUUGGAUCAUCCAAACCAAAUGAAAAAGUCGCCACUGAGUGCGGAUCCUACAAGCCUAAGGAAUGCCAGGAAUGCCAUUUUGGAAGAGCUGCCCUGUAUCAUUAACACCAUGUCCCUCCUUUGGAGUGUCAUAAAAAAGGAAGAAUCUCAAAAAAGACCAGCUGACUUUCUUGGAACAAAAGGCUCCUCUUCCGUUUACUUUAAGGCAACCAAAACAUUAAAGAAGAAAAUCCUAGACUUCUUGAAUCCCCUCACUGGUCAGCUUGGAGUGCAACUAAUAGCUGCAGUAGCAGCGGUGUGGAGCAGCAAAAAAUCUCAUAAGCAUCAAAGCAAGUCAAAGAUACCUCCUGUAGCUAGUACAUCUCAGCUUAUACUAGUUGAUCUGGUUUGUGCACUCAGUACUCUGAAGACUGACACUGUAUUGCAGCUUGUAAAAGAAGUUGUCAAGAAGCCAUCCCAAAUCAAAGGCGAAGAGAAGUCUUCCCUAGUGGAUAUCCCCGUGCUCCAGUUCUGCUAUGCUUUUGUGCAAAGACUAGCUGCCUCAGCUUUGCAGGAGAACUUCCAGUCGUUGUUAGGAGUGCUGAAGGAAUCUGUGCAAUUGAAUUUGGCUCCACCUGGGUAUUUCUUGCUUCUCAGCACCCUGAAUGAUUUUGUAACAAGAAUUCCAAACCAGGAAAAUAAGAAGGAUCAGAAAGAUCUACAGGAGGUAACCCAAAAAAUAUUGGAAGCUGUGGGAAAUGUUGCUGGUUCCUCUCUGGAACAAACUAGCUGGCUGAGCAGGAACCUGGAGGUGAAAGCCCAGCCUCAGAUCUCUUUAGAUGAAUCCAGUGUUGAAGAUGAUUUGUGUGAUACUUCAGCAGUACCUUCCUCCAUGGUGUCUGCCUCUGCUCCAUCAGUAUACAGUGUUCAAGCCCUCUCUCUCCUUGCAGAGGUUCUUGCUUCUCUAUUGGAUAUGGUUUAUCGAAGUGAUGAAAAAGAGAAAGCAGUGCCUUUAAUCUCACGUUUGCUAUACUAUGUUUUUCCUUACUUACGCAAUCACAGUGCCUACAAUCUUCCUAGCUUCCGUGCCGGUACUCAGUUGCUCAGUUCUCUAAGUGGUUAUGCCUAUACCAAACGAGCAUGGAAGAAGGAUGUUCUAGAGCUGUAUAUGGAUCCAGCUUUUUUCCAGAUGGACACUUCAUGCAUUCAUUGGCGAGCUAUUAUUGACCACCUCCUUACUCAUGAGAAAACUAUGUUUAAAGAUUUGAUGAAUAUGCCGAGCAGUUCCUUAAAACUUUACCCAAGUUUUGAGCAAAAAGCAAUGUUAUUAAAGCGUCAAGCCUUUGCUGUUUUCAGUGGAGAAAUGGACCAAUAUCAUCUUUACCUUCCUUUAAUACAAGAGCGACUGACUGACAACUUGCGUAUUGGACAGACUUCCAUAGUAGCUGCCCAGAUGUUUCUGUUUUUCAGAGUGCUGUUGCUAAGAAUUUCUCCUCAGCACCUAACCUCAUUAUGGCCAAUUAUGGUGACAGAACUGAUUCAAGCAUUUAUACAACUAGAAGAGGAUUUAACCGAGGAGGAGGAACCAGCAAAAAGCAGUAGCAAAAUAAGCAAGCAGAAAGCAUCAGCGAAUGGCAAUGGUCCAUUACUCGGAGACAUACAACAGAAUGAACUCACCUUGUAUUUAUCAGCUUGCAAAUUCUUGGACACGGCACUCUCUUUUCCUCCUGACAAGAUGCAGUUAUUUCAAAUGUACAGAUGGGCAUUUGUUCCAGAAGUGGACACUCAGGCUUGCAACAUGUCCUCAGAUCUAUUGGAAAAUCAUCAGGAAUGCAAACCACAUAUUGUCAGAAUCAUGGAUUUAUUGAAGCUCAAAUAUGGGGAACAAAAUACCAAUGAGCGAGCAAUAAAAAAUUGCAACUUCCCUCUUUUGGAUUUUCGUUCUAUAUCAAGUAUCACACAGUUAAUGCCGUUCUUCAGGAUACUGAAUUGUGCUUUUAAAAAUGAAAGCAACAGAUCCCUCAAUAUGCAUACUUCAACAUCUCUCAAAAUGAACUGUCUCAUUGGUAGUGGCACAAGGACUUUGCAGCUACUAGAAACGUGUGUGGAACGUGACUUCAUAGAAAAUAUGGAAAGUUAAUGUACUUGUGAAAGAUAGCUAUCACCAAGUUUCAGCUUCAUUGAAAAGAAUGUACUAGAAUGAAACAUUUUUAAGCAUAUGUGUUUCAUUUGUUUUUCUUCUUCCUGUUGAUGUGGACUACACCUAUCCUAUUUUUGUUGAUCAGGGACAUACUGUCCUCAGGUUUUGUAGGGGCAAACUAGCAUAAUGAUGUCCACAUUCUUAAGAUGAAGCAUUUUUACUUUCAGAUGGAAGUAUACAAAUAUACAGAAGUAUACUUGAUUUGCUUAAUAUAAUGAAGGCAAUAGAUGUGCUGUUGAUCUGAUCUGAUAAUGGCUGUUUAAGAGACACUAGCCUUAUACAGACAUUAGCGCAGAGCGUUGCACAGAAGUACAGCAUGUAAAAUGGGGCCUUAAGUACCACCCUGGCUUCCCAAACACAGAAGUGCCUGCCAUCAUGGAUGUGGCGUUCAUCUCUUCAGACAAACACCAGCAGAUCCAUGAGCGACUCACUGCUGUGAAUGACUGAUGGGGCUGGGGCUGGACUUCCAGCCCUGUUUUACAUGCUGUACUUGUGCACAGCACUUUGCACUGGGCUUUUCAGUCUUGUGGAACUUUUUAAAAGGCAAAAUGCAAGAAUAGACUGUUAAAGAAAUCGGUAGGUGGGGACACUCUUCUAACAACAUUUCAGUUCUGUUUUAGUGCUUCUGCCUUUAAACAGUGCCAUACUGUAAUUUUUCUUAGUUAGUAUGCUAUUUAAAACAAAACAGCUGUCUCAAAUUAUGCAUCUUCUAACAUAAGAUGUAUAUAACCCUUUAAACCUAAUUCCAUCAUCUGCCUAAGGCUACAAACCUCAACACAUUUACUACAUAGUAGGUCUCCAUAAGCAAAAUGGGACUUACCUUUUACUAAAUAUCCUUGGGACUGAGUUCUAAACUAUAUGCUUGCAUGGAAUUUACAGAAGAACUGCUCUUCAAAAACUAUGAAGAAAAUGUUUUACUUGGAAACUUUCUAGACUGAUUUUAAAGUCGUCAUUGCCUUUUACAAAUACUAAAUGGAUACAGUACUUAAUUGUGGUAGGCUAAUACGAAUUUUUUAAGAGUCCUUGCAUACGACUGAUCAGUUAUUGAAAUGCAUGAUUAUAUAAUAAUAUGCAGUGCUGCAUUAUAAGCACUUAAUUUUCUAAGCAAAUAAAUCAGCCCAGCAUUGUAAAUGAUCUGUGCAGGUAUGUAUAUUUACUUCUUACUUCUGCAGAGUAGAUCUUCAUGUGAUUGAAUUUGAGGGAGAUGCCCUUAGCUGCAGCCCCAUGUUAAUAGCACAUUUAUAAUGCACACGUAGAAGUGUGGACACUUCUGGUGUUUGCUUAGGUGGGUACACACAGAAAAAUAGGUAAGAAAACAAAUUUAUAUAUUACAACAUCUCUUAAACCUAAUUACAGUCUGUUAUUUUCACUAUGUUGGAUAUAUGCUUUCCUAUUUUUAUAACUGUUUCUGUAAAGAAUUCUAUUUAUUUUUUUCCAAUAAUGACCACUAGUCAUACAUCUAGCACCUUCACCUCCUGAAAGAACACAUCAGACACAAUCCAGCCCAACUUAAGCAUGUUUAUGUCCCAUUGACUUUCGCAGAAUUGUUGGGCACGUAGCUCAGUAUUUCCUACUGAAAUCGAUGGUAAUUAAAAGUUCUUGGCUUCGUAAUGCCCAAAAAUUUUUGUGCAAUAUUCUUGUGACAAACUUGGAUUUGAAUAUUUAAUACCAAGCGUUUGGAUUUCAACACUGUUUUAAGUGCCCACCAGUACCACAAAAUUUUGGCAAAUAGCAUAAGGGUUUUUGACAAUAUAGGUGGACUUUAUUUCAGGAUUUUAUAUAGUAGAAUAUUGUGUAUUCUUACCUACAGAUCAAUAAUGGGUUUUCUGUAUUCAUUUUGAUACUUGAUAAAAUGCUGCAAUAUACAUUACAUGCUUUACUGUAAUUAUGAUAAAAGGACUAAAAUGAAGCACGAUUCACUUGUUAAUAAUGGGUUGUUAAAAGAUGCAAAUUAAGCUAGUAAACUGCACUGUUUUUCUCAUUAUGAAUGUGAAAUUUAACUCUUCUGAAUGUAAAUUAUUUCAUAGGUUUAAUCACAGAUACAAAGAUGUAGUAUCCAUUUAAAAUACUAUAUUGGAGAUCAUCAAUAUUGUGUAUCUCUUACCAUUUGGAAUUAUAAAUAUUUUCAAAGGUUAAGCAAGUGUUGCUGACACUCAGGAAAUGGAAUAGUCUUCAUACCAGGAUUUAUUCUUGUGCUGCUUUUUCUUCACCAAUAUUGGUGAAAUGCAGCUAAUAGCAGCUCACCAUGCAGUUCACUCCAGGAUGCAAUUUAACCCACUGAGGGAGGUACUAACCUUUCCACUUCUGUUUGUAUCUAACACUAAGCUUGCCUCUCCCAUUUCCCCCAUCCAUUUUCUUUCUUCUCCAUCUUUUUUUUAAUCCAUUCUGUGACUCAGACCAUCUUAUCCAUCAGCUUUCACCACUGAAAGCAUGUUCUUUAGAUAAACGUCUUUACCAAGAAGCAGGGUUGCUUGACAUAUGCUGAAGAUCAUCUUUUUUGCAUUGCAUACUUUAGUGUAGAUCAGGGAUUCUCAGCGUUGGGUCCCCAGAUGUUAUUGGACUUCAACUCCCACAACCCCCAGCCCCAGUGGCCUUGGGUUGGGGAUUAUGGGAGUUGGUCCAAAAACAUUUGGGGACCCAACGCUGAGAAUCCCUGGUGUAGAUCACCAUUCAGCUUUACAAACAGUAUCUGACCUGUCUUUCUCAGGGUCACUCCCCACAUAUUUGACCUAUAAGGUGCAUGUUUGUGAAUGGGAAUUGUAACUUGAAAAGCUGCAUUCAUAAUCCUUUGUUUGGAUCACCAUGCUAUUUUGAGAACUUUCUGUAACAUGUAUAAUUGCACAAUAUCUACCCAAGAAUAUUGACUAAUUUGAUUUAAACAUGUUAUAAUGGCUUCUAAAACUUGAAAACUAUAUGGUCUAGGUUUGGCUAAAAUGACAUAUGCUACUUCCAUUUACAUCAAAUAUAAAGUAAACACAAUUUUGUUGCUUAAAUCGAUACUACUGCUUUAAAUAAGUAAUGGAUGAGACUCUAAGUUACUCUUUAUUACUUAAAUUUAUUUAAAAGAGGUUUAUUGCCAAAGAGUCAAGAUUAAUGUGGUAGAUGAAUAAUAGCUGCUGUGUAUGGUCAUCGUAUGUUUGAAUGUAAUUUUCAUAUUAAAUGUUGUGUUGAAAUGCC
This is a messenger RNA of Hemicordylus capensis (graceful crag lizard), 10306 nucleotides long. RefSeq names its product DOP1 leucine zipper like protein B (gene DOP1B). Gene Ontology annotation, biological process: Golgi to endosome transport. The coding region runs from base 164 to 7069 and encodes 2301 amino acids. The transcript has 37 exons. Lineage: Eukaryota; Metazoa; Chordata; Lepidosauria; Squamata; Cordylidae. Gene Ontology annotation, cellular component: trans-Golgi network; endosome. The record is from RefSeq and is a predicted model, not a curated record.